GGACGGCGCAUGCUCUGGGACAGUGGAGAUUUGUCGGAGGCCAAGGCCAAGGGAUCUCUGCGUUACCUUAACCAGAAAAAACUCGAGUGACGAAUUUGCGUUAGUCAAGUUACACCAGUUUCAUCACAAAGUCGGUACGGUCAUCACAAAUGAGACGUAAGCAGUAGCAAAAUGGCCGUCGCGGCUACAACACGUUGCUCCGUUAUUGUGUUAUUCUGUAUGUCACAAAUCGUCAGUUCGCAAAAUGAAUACAAAUUUCCCGAUGUCACGAUACAAGCAUUGAGCCCGAAAGGAAUAAGGAUCUUUAUACCAGAUAAUACAAAAUUAAGUUUAUUUGCUUUCAACGGAAAAAUAAACCAGCCAAUAAAUCAGAAUGAUGUUGGUGAAAUUUCUGCUGAAAUUACUGCACCGACGAAUGGCAUGUGGAUUUACGAAGAUUCUAAUCUAGAACUUAAAGUCGGUGACGUUAUCAAUUACUAUGUAUUCGUAGUAUACGAUCGAGCAGGAUACGUUAAAGAUAAACUCAGAUUUACUGUAACAGAAUUAGUAAGUCCAAGCAGUCAAUCAAGUACGAUAAGACCCACGGAAUGUCGGCCAACAGUGACAAGACUACGAGUUGGCACCGCGUGCUCUGGCCAGACGAUAUUCGAGGACAACUUCAACAACCUGCGUGAGGAUGUGUGGCAGAUCGAGCAAUAUAUACCAGAUCAGCCUGAAUAUCCGUUUGUGUCAUAUCAACGACCACCAAAUGCGCAGACAGUGACCGUGGAUAACGGAAAUUUACGCAUUGAGCCGAAGCUGCAGCAAGAACAAGAUGGAUUCAAUGAAGAAUCUUUGUAUUCCGGCAUCCUCGACCUCUUCAGCGGGUGUACGAGAACAGCAGAGUCGUGCAGAGUGGCAGCAAUGGGUGCUAGUAUACUGCCGCCGGUGGUGAGCGGCCGACUCACGAGCAAAUCCUUUGCGUUCACGUACGGCAUAGUUGAAGUCAGAGCAAAACUGCCACAAGGAGAUUGGCUUUAUCCAGAAAUUUUACUAGAAUCUUUGCUUCAAAAGUACGGUACACCUAAAUAUGCAUCGGGCGUAAUUAAAAUCGCAGGAGCUCUUGGUAACAGAGAACUCAGACUUGGACCUGAUGAAUACGGAAAUACGAUUUUGUAUGGAGGUCCAAUAAUGAACUUAGCAUGUAGAGAAGUUCUAACAGGUCGAAAGGAGUUGUUCAACGGACCUCAUUGGGGGGACAAUUUUCAUGUUUACUCAGUACAAUGGACACCAGAUAAAAUGACCUUCAGUGUGGAUGGUGAAGAGUGGCUGCGUGUGGAGCCGACGGCGAGCGGUCUGAGCGGCCGCUUUAACCGCUUCUGCGAUAUUCCUCGCAGAUUCCUGUCUUUUGGAACUAAGAUGGCGCCUUUUGAUGACCAUUUUCAAUUAACGCUGGGGGUGAACGCUGGAGGAAUCACAGAGUUCAAAGAUGACGUCAUCACAGGCGACGGACAUCCGAAGCCCUGGAAUAACAGGAACAGGAAAGCUAGCUACAACUUCUGGAGAGACUUGCCCUCUUGGCAACCGACAUGGCGUCAGCCCGCUCUACUAGUGGAUUAUGUCAAAGUCAUAGCUUUAUAACAAAAUAAGGGAUAAUAAAGUAACAAAUAAUAAAAUAGAAAUUUAUUUAG
This is a messenger RNA of Papilio xuthus (Asian swallowtail), 1670 nucleotides long. RefSeq names its product beta-1,3-glucan recognition protein 2 (gene BGRP2). The record is from RefSeq and is a predicted model, not a curated record. NCBI's taxonomy places the organism in Eukaryota, Metazoa, Arthropoda, Insecta, Lepidoptera, Papilionidae. The transcript has 10 exons. Gene Ontology annotation, biological process: carbohydrate metabolic process. Gene Ontology annotation, molecular function: hydrolase activity, hydrolyzing O-glycosyl compounds; carbohydrate binding. The coding region runs from base 172 to 1620 and encodes 482 amino acids.